Molecule: messenger RNA, 2360 nt
Organism: Mus caroli (Ryukyu mouse)
Lineage: Eukaryota; Metazoa; Chordata; Mammalia; Rodentia; Muridae
Gene: Tmx1
Product: thioredoxin related transmembrane protein 1
Cellular component (GO): endomembrane system
Molecular function (GO): disulfide oxidoreductase activity
Source: RefSeq, a predicted model, not a curated record
GGAGCUGCGGCGGGGAGGUGGAGCGGGAACGCGCUGAGGCUGGGUGAGCGGCUGACAUGGCGCACUUGGGGCGUCUUAUGGUUCCCCUGGCAGCUCUGGUCCUGCUGUUCUGGGCGGUCCCUGGGGCCCACGGACGGCGGAAUAACGUGCGCGUCCUCACCGAUGAGAACUGGACGUCGUUGCUGGAAGGAGAGUGGAUGGUAGAAUUUUACGCUCCCUGGUGUCCUGCUUGUCAGAAUCUUCAGCCAGAAUGGGAAAGUUUUGCCGAGUGGGGAGAAGAUCUUGAGGUGAAAGUCGCAAAAGUGGAUGUCACAGAGCAGACAGGACUGAGUGGACGGUUUAUCAUAACUGCUCUUCCUUCUAUUUAUCAUUGUAAAGAUGGUGAAUUUAGGCGCUAUGUGGGCCCAAGGACUAAGAAGGACUUCAUAAACUUCGUAAGUGAUAAAGAAUGGAAGAAUAUUGAACCUAUAUCAUCAUGGUUUGGUCCAAGUUCUGUUCUGAUGACUAUGAUGUCAGCACUUUUUCAACUCUCUGUGUACAUCAGGACUAGUCACAGUUAUUUUGUUCAUGACCUUGGAAUACCAGCGUGGGGCUCAUACUUGGUUUUUGCUUUUGCCACAGUGCUCUCAGGACUGCUGCUGGGACUUUGUAUGAUAUUUGUAGCAGAUUGCCUUUGCCCUUCAAAAAGACGCAAACCACAGCAACAGUAUACAAAAAAAACAUCACCAGAAUUUUCUCAACCUCUGAAAAAAGUGGAGGAAGAGCAGGAGGCUGAUGAAGAAGAUGUUUCAGAAGAGGAGGCAGAAGAUAGAGAGGGAGCAAGCAAAGACACUUCUCAGAGCAGCAUAAGACAGCGCUGUGUGGGCCUGUCAUCUGCCACGGACACAUCCUAAGUUUUACAUAUAUCUUAAUACUAUGACUUUGGCAAAACUGAAGCUGGGUGAUCAUUUCUAUUGCGAGCUGAACUAUGACUUCCUGUAUAUACAGUGUAGGUCCUUUAGGUCGGACAGUUUCCAUUCAGGAAAUAAAAACAGACAUAAAGAGUUUGAAAAUAUGAUUUAAGAAUAUUAUGAUGGUUUAAAGUUAUUUAAUUUCAGAAGAUCCUGGUGCCAAGCAGUAAGAUUUGUGUUUAUAUUUAAUAAUCUAUUUUGUGUGACAUUCGAAACUGCCUUUCCCAAGAUUUGCAUUACUGGAGUAUUUAAGAAAAUUACCUUAGAGAGAAGGACUUCUCAUUUCACAUCAUUUUUCUCAGUUUCACUGUGUGAAAAAGGAUCAUAUUUCCCAUAAGUGGGAACAUUGCCCAUUAUUUCAAGACAUAUACUUCAUUGAUAGCACUGCAUUUAGGUAGAGUCCAAAAUUUCCUCAUAGAUUUUGGAUUAUGCAGCUAACAAAACUACCUUACUUUAUAGCUUUCAUUUCUACACAUUACAUUUAGGAUAUAUUGCUGACUUAAGAAGUUUUUAUAAGUCUAUAUGGCAUUGUAUUAAUUCUUAANGCUGAUGCCUAUUUUGGUGUCUUGUUCACUAUAUGAUUUUUGUUAUUUGCCAUGUGUUACAUUUUUAAGUUGGAAAAAAUUACCAGUAUCACUGUUGUGCUUACUGUGGGUAAACAGAACUUUUCUUUUAAGUUGAAGUUUACUGAGAGAACCAUCAAAUCGAACUGUUUACUUGAAAAUGUAUAAAUUUGGCUAUACAUUCCAGAUUUUAAAUUAUUAUUCUGAAGUUUUCUUUUCUCUUUUUAAUGUGAAGAUGAAAUUUUCUGAUUUUUAAAAUUUGAUGUGGAAAAGCUUUGGUAUUUUAUAUUUUGGAAAUUCAGAGUUUAAUUGAUGUAAAAUGAAGUCUGCAUUCUACUCAAGAAACAUCUACUACUAUGUGUUUUUAGUGUAAUUCUGUCCUCCACAGGGUCUUGAUGAAUUUUAUAAUCAGGAUAUUGCUUUGUGUUUGAAUAUUGUAACACUGUUGUGUUUUAAAGACAAAUUUUCAUAUUAUAUUGUUGACUGCUAGUACUGUGUGUCUCACAAAUGGAAACAAGAUCGGCAAAAGGACUACAUGGAUUUCAUCUUACAAAGUGGGAAGGGUAUCGUGGGGGCAGGGACUGUCUUGAUGUGUGGAAGGGGGAAAGCAGACUGAAUUCUUGAUGAGUCAGUCACCAGCCUUUAUGGAAUAGAUGGUGUCUGUGACACUCCCUCCCCUUAUGUUCUCUGUGUGACUUCCUUAGACUUGCAGUACUGUGAUGGGCAACAGCUUCUUUUAGGCCUCUCCUUUAUAGUUUAAAUGUUCUGCUGUCAGAGUUUGGAUGUGUAGUUUGUGGUGGCUUAGAAAAACAUUCUAAGCACAAAAUAAAUGUUUCUAAGCACUUCA